CUUACAAGAUGCAAAUAGAAAUUGUGUCAUAUAUAAUGUUUGUAAUUAUUCACCAGCCAAGCGCUAUCUAUAUGUUUACCAUCAAUUGUUUCCUACAGAAUUUAACGUGAUUAUAAUUAUUAUUUACCAAGUUUAACUUUUUAAUGAUGUAUAAUAAAAUUACAUUCACCGCCAUCACAUUUAAACUCGUUGCAGAUAAACAAAAAAUCAUCAAAAUAAUGAACAAUGAAUAGAAACAAACAGAGCCAAUAUAAGAUUCGUGGCUGGACUUAUUAAUUUCAAUCUAGAUAAGUUGUCCUUUGUAUGGCAAAUCUGAUUUUGUCCUUCAACAUUUCAGGAAUUUUUUUUUUUUAUAUUAUUAUGGGAAUCUUAGUUGAGUUGGAUGAAACCAUUUUAAAAUUAUUUUUAGAAAAUAGAGCAAGUACGGCAGGUAGUCUUUGAAAGAAAAGAUAAUAUAUAUUAAAGCCUUUUGUAAGUAUUCCAGAAUGAGAGGAUAAUAUGUAGUGUUAUAAGCAAAGGCAAAUUUCAAAUCAAUGGAUUUGUUUCUUUGGAUUAGGUACAGUUUCUGGACGUGGGCCUCUUAAUUUAGUCAUAGCAACUCAUUAGCAUUGUUACUGCAUGGAUGAAUCUGAAGAGCAUGUCUAUAAAUGCCUAUUCUUCUCACAUUCAAAGUACAACAGAUUCUUUCCCUUCAAACUCUCUUCAAUAAUAAUUAAGAUUCAAAUCUUUCCUUCUAUUGAGAAAAAUGAAGUCAAGUUAUGUUGAGCUUGGAGAGGCAAAGAGUUCUAAACAAAAUGGCAGCAUGAAGAGGGCAGUUUCUGUUCUUGAUUUCAUUCUGAGGCUAAUUGCAAUUACAGCCACCUUAGCAAGUGCAAUUGCUAUGGGAACAACAGAUGAGACACUUCCCUUCUUCACUCAGUUCAUUCGGUUCAGGGCCGAGUAUGAUGAUCUUCCAACAUUGAGGCUUUUUGUUGUUGCCAGUGCUGCUGCAAGCGGCUACCUGAUUCUUUCUCUUCCUUUGUCCAUCUUGCAUAUCAUAAGGAGCAGCGCAGAAAGGACUAGAGUUGUAUUGAUAAUCUUGGAUACGGUAAUGCUAACUUCAUUGGCAGGUGGAUCAUCUGCAGCAGCGGCUAUUGUUUAUACGGCACACAAGGGGAAUGCCAAGGCUAAUUGGUUUGCCAUCUGCCAGCAAUACAACUCUUUCUGUGAGCGUAUAUCUGGAUCCAUGAUUGGAUCCUUCGUUGGAAUUGCCCUGUUCAUAAUGCUAAUUCUUUUGUCUGCUCUGAUACUAUCAAGACGUUAAACAUAUUUUUGUAUCACUACUAGCUAGCAUGAUCAGGCAUGC
Gastrolobium bilobum is the source of this 1345-nucleotide messenger RNA. Its product is annotated as casparian strip membrane protein 1-like. The transcript is spliced from 3 exons. Lineage: Eukaryota; Viridiplantae; Streptophyta; Magnoliopsida; Fabales; Fabaceae. The record is from RefSeq and is a predicted model, not a curated record. Bases 746 to 1303 code for a protein of 185 amino acids.